Papaver somniferum (opium poppy) is the source of this 4047-nucleotide messenger RNA. Its product is annotated as pre-mRNA-splicing factor ATP-dependent RNA helicase DEAH7-like. The coding region runs from base 65 to 3856 and encodes 1263 amino acids. Gene Ontology annotation, biological process: mRNA splicing, via spliceosome. Gene Ontology annotation, molecular function: ATP binding; RNA binding. Gene Ontology annotation, cellular component: spliceosomal complex; intracellular anatomical structure. The transcript has 11 exons. The record is from RefSeq and is a predicted model, not a curated record. NCBI's taxonomy places the organism in Eukaryota, Viridiplantae, Streptophyta, Magnoliopsida, Ranunculales, Papaveraceae.
AUACGUUAUAAUCACGGUGAGGAGAGUCGAAUUUUGGUAAAAUCGGAAGGAGAAACCGAUCGAUAUGGAGGGAGAUUAUCAUGGGGAUAUUAAUACGUACACAAAGGCGGUAACUUUGUUGGAAUCUGAAGUUAGCAGUGGAGGGUUGUGUGUUGCUGGAAAGGAUAAGGUGGUUUCUAGAAAUCCAGAGAGGAAAUCUCUUCUAGGUUUGGAUGCGCUUGCUAAUGCAAAACGAGAAUUGAAAAGUGUGUUCAGAGUUCCUAAAGAUAAGCCUGUUUCAGCUGUGGCUUCUGUUGAUGAAGAUGAGAAUUCUAUGUUGUCUGAAGUGGAUAACCUAGAAACCGACUUACUUCAUGUUAGACCAUCUAAGCGAUGUUAUCGGCGAAACGCGACAGUAGAUUCUUCACGAUCAGAAAGUUGUUUAACAAGCGAAGGACGUUCUCGAGCAACUGAAUUGUGUAGUCUAUCUGGUGGAAGCUAUCGAAGUGUUCAGUCUCAUACUCCUUUCAAGUAUGGCAGAGAUGGCCGUCACCGUGAACGAAGAGAUUACAGGGAUGAUACUAGGUCAGAGAGUAGAAGUGUCAGGCAAAGACACAGUGUUAGAGAAACGCCUGAUCGAUUCAGGGAUCAGAGAUACCAUGAAGACUCUCGGAGUAAAUACGAAUAUUCUUCUAGAAGGGCACAUGGAUCUGAUUGGGAUGAUGGAAGAUGGGAAUGGGAAGACACCCCACGUAGGGAUAAUCAUUCUACACCUAGUAGGAGCCACCGGCCUUCACCAGCCCCAAUGCUAGUUGAUUUUUCACCUGAUGGUCGUCUGGUGUCCCCAUGGCUGGGAGGUACACCUUAUGCAGGUAUUCUUCAGGGUCUGGUGCUCUCUCCCUGGGACUGUGUAUCACCAUCUCCCGUCCCAAUACGUGCUUCGGGGACAUCCUCAGUGAGAUACUCAAGUUCUCGUCCUGGUGGAAGAUCACAUCAACUUAAAUCUUCCGCCGGAAAAUAUGAGGGUAAUGGUGCAGAUGAACGUUCUUCUAGCAUGAGUCAUGAGAUCACAGAGAAGUUGCGUUUACAGAUGGAGUACGAUGCUGACCGAGCAUGGUACGAUAGAGACGAGGGUAACACAUCAUUUGACGGUGAUAGCUCAUCAGGUUUUCUGGGGGAUGAGGCUUCUUUCGAAAAGAAAAAGGCAGAGGUGGUGAAGAAACUGGUUCGCAAGGAUGGAACCUUGAUGACACUUGCACAGAGCAAAAAGUUAUCUCAGAUGAAUGCUGAUUAUGCACAAUGGGAAGACCGCCAGCUUCUGAGAUCAGGAGCUGUUAGAGGAACUAUAGUGCAAACAGAAUUUGAAGAUGAGGAUGAACGCAGAGUGAUUCUCCUUAUUCACGAUACAAAGCCUCUUUUCCUGGAUGGAAGAGUUGUCUUUACGAAACAAGCAGAUCCUAUAGUGCCCUUGAAGGACCCUAGUUCAGAUAUGGCAAUGAUAUCACGCAAAGGAUCUGCUCUAGUAAAAGAAAUCCAUGAGAAACAGAGUCAGAAUAAAUCCCGUCAAAGGUUUUGGGAACUUGCGGGAUCGAAGCUUGGUGAUAUCCUGGGUGUUGAAAAGACAGCGGAGCAGGUCGAUGCAGAUACUGCUGUAGUUGGGGAUGAGGGAGAAAUCGACUUCAAAGAGGAUGCUAAGUUCGCUCAGCACAUGCAGCAGAAGGGUGAAGCUGUAAGUGACUUUGCGAAGUCAAAGACUUUAAUGCAGCAACGCCAAUAUCUGCCGAUAUACUCUCAGCGUGAUGAGUUGAUGCAGGUAAUUCGUGAAAAUCAGGUGAUCAUCAUCGUGGGAGAAACUGGUUCAGGAAAAACGACUCAACUUACACAGUAUCUGUACGAAGACGGAUAUGCUACAAACGGGAUUGUCGGUUGCACACAACCAAGGCGUGUUGCAGCAAUGAGUGUUGCAAAGAGAGUCAGUGAAGAGAUGGAGACUGAGCUUGGUGAUAAAGUUGGUUAUGCUAUUAGGUUUGAGGACGUGACUGGUCCAAAUACAAAGAUAAAGUACAUGACAGAUGGAGUACUUCUUCGUGAGACACUAAAAGAUUCCGACCUCGCUAGAUACAGUGUCGUAGUCAUGGAUGAAGCACAUGAAAGAUCUCUAAAUACGGAUGUGCUGUUUGGAAUUUUGAAAAAAGUUGUUGCUCAGCGUCGUGACUUUAAGCUCAUUGUGACAUCUGCAACCCUGGACGCUCAGAAAUUCUCCAACUUUUUUGGAGGUGCUCCACUCUUCGAAAUCAAGGGGAGGACGUUUGACGUUGAUAUCUUUCAUAGUAAGUGUCCUUGCGAAGACUAUGUCGAAGGUGCCGUGAAGCAGGCCAUGUCCAUUCAUAUCACGUGCCCUCCUGGUGAUAUCUUAAUUUUUAUGACUGGUCAAGAAGAGAUUGAAGCAACUUGCUUUUCCCUACAAGAGCGUAUGGAUGAACUUGCUUCCACCACCAAGAAAGGGGUUCCUAAACUGUUGAUACUCCCGAUAUACUCCCAACUUCCAGCUGAUCUGCAAGCCAAAAUCUUUCAAAAAGCUGAAGAUGGGGCGCGGAAAUGUAUCGUUGCAACUAAUAUUGCUGAGACGUCACUGACGGUGGAUGGUAUCCUAUAUGUGAUUGACAGUGGUUAUAGUAAGAUGAAAGUGUACAAUCCUAGGAUGGGUAUGGAUGCACUCCAAGUGUUUCCAGUCAGCCAAGCUGCUGCUAAACAACGUGCAGGUCGUGCAGGGAGAACAGGUCUAGGUCAAUGCUACAGGCUUUACACUAAGUCUGCUUUUGAGAAACAAAUGCUUCCGAGUCCUGUACCUGAGAUUCAAAGGACUAAUCUUGGUAAUGUUGUUCUAUUGCUGAAAUCACUGAAGAUUGAGAACCUGCUGGAUUUUGACUUCAUGGACCCGCCACCUCAAGAUAAUAUCCUCAACUCGUUGUACCAAUUGUGGAUACUGGGUGCCUUGAAUAACGUUGGGAGUCUGACAGAGCUGGGGUGGAUGAUGGUGGAGUUUCCGUUGGAUCCACCACUUGCAAAAAUGCUUCUAAUUGGAGGACAACUUGGAUGCUUAAACGAGGUGUUGAUAAUUGUGUCCAUGUUAUCAGUGAGCAAUGUAUUCUUUAGGCCAAAAGAGCGUGCUGAGGAAAGUGAUGCAGCCAGGGAGAAGUUUUUUGUGCCAGAGUCUGAUCACCUAACGUUGCUCAAUGUAUACCAGCAGUGGAAAGCAAAUCAAUACCGUGGUGACUGGUGUAACGACCAUUAUUUGCAUGUGAAAAUAUUAAGAAAGGCCAGAGAGGUGAGGUCACAGUUACUAGACAUUCUAAAGACCUUGAAGAUCCCACUAACCACUUGUGGUCUGGAUUGGGAUGUCGUACGCAAGGCUAUAUGCUCUUCCUACUUCCACAAUGCUGCCAGACUAAAGGGGAUCGGUGAGUAUGUGAACUGCCGCAAUGGGAUGCCGUGUUACCUUCCUCAGAACAGUGCUCUGUAUGGAUUGGGCUACUCUCCAGAUUAUGUGGUGUAUCAUGAAUUGAUCUUAACUACCAAGGAGUAUAUGCAAUGUGCUACGGCAGUGGAGCCACAGUGGUUGGCGGAGAUGGGUCCAAUGUUUUUUUCAGUCAAGGAUUCAGAUACUUCGAUGUUGGAUCACAAGAAGAAGCAAAAAGACACAAAGACUGCCAUGGAGGAAGAGAUGGAGAAUUUGAGGAAGGAGCAAGCAGAAAUGGAGAAGGUAAACCAGGAAAAAGAGAAGCAGAAGAGGGCAAAGCAGCAGCAACAGAUUUUGAUGCCUGGAUAUACCAAAUGUUCUUCCACUCAUCUAAAACCAAAAAAGUUUGGAAUGUAAAUAUGUACAAAUAAGUUGAUGAUUUAUCAUCUGUUAUCUGGUAACCCUGUUUUGAUGCCUGGAUAUACCAAAUGUUCUUCCACUCAUCUAAAACCAAAAAAGUUUGGAUUGUAAAUAUGUACAAGUAAGUUGAUGAUUUAUCAUCUGUUAUCUGGUAACCUGUUUUGCUGGGAAGUUAUUAAUUCUGUUAA